AUGGCAACCAACAUCACCUUCCACGCGGCGGCCCUCACGCGCAAAGAACGCAAUGACCUGCGCCAACAACAAGGCCUCACCAUCUGGCUGACCGGCCUCUCCGCCUCGGGCAAAUCCACCCUCGCCGUCGAACUGGAGCACCAACUCCUGCGCGACCGCGGCGUGCACGCCUACCGUCUCGACGGCGACAACAUCCGCUUCGGCCUAAACAAGGACCUCGGCUUCAGCGAGGCCGACCGCAACGAGAACAUCCGCCGCAUCGCCGAGGUGGCCAAGUUGUUCGCCGACUCGUCCGCCAUCGCCAUCACCUCGUUCAUUUCGCCGUAUCGCAAGGAUCGCGACUCGGCGCGCCAGUUGCACGAGGUGCCCACGCCCGGUGAGGAGACCGGUUUGCCCUUUGUCGAGGUCCAUGUCGAUGUGCCGGUUGAGGUGGCGGAGCAGCGGGACCCCAAGGGUCUGUAUAAGAAGGCCCGGGAGGGGGUGAUCAAGGAGUUUACGGGAAUUAGUGCGCCGUAUGAGGCGCCUGAGAAGCCAGAGGUGUAUAUUCGGAACGUCGAUUUGGCGAUUCCCGAUGCCGUCAAGCAGAUCAUCGACUAUUUGGACUCCAAGGGUUAUUUGCCUGCGAAGAAGGAGUAA
Messenger RNA from Penicillium diatomitis, 636 nucleotides. RefSeq names its product adenylyl-sulfate kinase. Gene Ontology annotation, molecular function: adenylylsulfate kinase activity; ATP binding. Gene Ontology annotation, biological process: sulfate assimilation. The transcript has 2 exons. The record is from RefSeq and is a predicted model, not a curated record. Lineage: Eukaryota; Fungi; Ascomycota; Eurotiomycetes; Eurotiales; Aspergillaceae. The coding region runs from base 1 to 636 and encodes 211 amino acids.